AUUGUAGUUCUUUUAUGCAUUGUUUGUGAAUUGUAGAAGUGACAUAUAUGUUGCUUGGGAGAUAGAGUUGAUGAAUCGGUGAUGUGCCGGUGGCUCUAGUCUUGUAAAACAGUGUAUCGGAGGAUAAGAAGGAGAGUUUCAUAGUUUCAUUCUUAUCAAAUGGUGCGCUUGUGAACACGGAUCGAAUCAAACGCUGAAGAAAGUUAGGGUUUCAAGAAAUUUGGGGAUUUUAGUCACAAUGUGUCUUGAGGGAUUUCCCAUCUUCGAUGGUGUUGCCGGUGAACUACGACCAUGGAUUUCAUGGCUGGAGGAUUUCUUUGUUCAAGAGAAUUUCACGGCGGAUGAGAAACUGAAUCUUGCACAUAGUCUUCUCGAAGGUGAAGCCGACGCUCAUGUUCAAUGGCGACAAUCGUUUAUGCCUUUCCAAAGCUGGGAAGACUUGAAAGAUGUUUUGGUACUGGGUUUUGGAAAAAGAGACGAUCCUGAAAAAAUGAGGAUGAUGCUUGAGAACGAACGUAAGAUACAACAAUUCAUCAAGAAGCAAAGAGACGAUCUAGAGGCUGACAGGAGUGUUGAACCAGAAUUUGUGGUGGCUGAUAUGAUUCACAGUGAGGAAGGCUCGCGUCAGGAGAAGAAAGCCAUUCAAGAAACAUUUGGUUUGGCUGUUUCCAAUGAAUGUGUAUCAAUAGCAACUUCUGCUGCAGAAAAAGUUACAAUUCACAGUGAAGAAGCAAUUUUUCACAAAGAAUCGUUGGUCCAGAAUCAAUUCAACACACAACAUCAGGUAUUGAUCUCUGACUUGGAACCUAGCCGUAGUGUUCUUCAGUUAGGAUUUUCUGGAAUGGAUUUAGUUUUGGCAAAUAGAAAACUUGGGGAAAAGCACUUUGAGAAUCCAAUCUUUGAAGCUCUUAAUGGAGUAGCAUGGAUCUUUACUGAAGAAUCGCCAAAGAGUCAAGAAGUUGAGGUGAGGUUAACAAACACGAAUUUGAGCUUGUUCUUUGAUGGAAAUGUUGCGGCUCAGUUUCAGAUUGUGUAUGGUAGCGAGAUGGACCCUUAUGGCUACCAAGUGUUCGAUCAAAUAUCUCUUAGAGGGUACAACUUACUGCAACAUAAGAAGAUGAGCAAGUUUCCUAAGUCAUGGAUGUUCAAGUUCAAGAACAGUUUGGAGGCACAAAAUUCAGCACCAGAACAACUAUUGUUUCUAGAUAUAGUUGCAGAUGCGAAAGGAACAAGAGACGGCUUGCAGGGCUUGCAGGGACUAUCUAUUAGUGAUAUUGUGUUGCUGCAACAGAUUACCUACAAGAUGAGAAUUGAAACCGUAGCGGUUGCAUGGAUGCUUUAUAGAAUGGAACAGCGUGUGGAUAGUACAUUUGCCAAAGUGAAUCUAAGUAUAUUAGCACAGCUUAUUUUUGGUGAGACCGAUGUAAAGCACAAAUGGAAAUCUAAGGAACUACAAGCAGUCUUGAUAAUUGACAAGAAUUCACGUGGAAGUGAUGUUACAUAUGGCACCUGCUCUGCUGCAACUGUUGACAAGAGAGGGUAUUUUUCUUUGUGGCAUCGUUGGAGAGACAAGGGACAGAACAAAGAGCAUGGACUCGUCAUUGUUUACAAGUUCCAAAUCGAACAACAGAUUGAUGUGUGGUGGUCUCAGAUUGGGCAAGUCAUUCAACCUGCAACUUUUGCAUCUAUGUUGUUGACUCUGUCAAUCACCCCAACAAAUCCGCAGCAGCCCGUCUACAUGAUGAUCAAGCAUGAUUCUAUCAUUCAAAGAGCAUUGGAGCAGAUUUGAAGGGCUGUUCAGGAUUAUGGAGGAGAAAAUUUUGCAAGAAAUGGUGGUUUUAAGUUCAAAAUACAAACUAGUGAAACGUUUCGAACAGAGAAACAUCUGCCUAUAGUAAAACCUUGCAAGACAACAUAUUUUGACAUCUUUUAGCAAGAAGUUGUGGAGAAAGAGCUGGGAAAUGGCGAUAUGAUGAUGAUGAUACUACACAUAGUUCAUUAGGUUUCUUUUUUUUCCACAGCUUGAAGACAAACUGUUUUCAAAAGGGGGAGUAUUGAUAAGCACAUGAAAAACACGUGCAAAGGACCGAAAACAUUGGUAUAUAAACAGAGAACAGUCAUUGUAGUUCUUUUAUGCAUUGUUUAUGAAUUGUAGAAAUGACAUAUGUGUUACUUGGGAAAUA
Molecule: messenger RNA, 2183 nt
Organism: Camelina sativa (false flax)
Lineage: Eukaryota; Viridiplantae; Streptophyta; Magnoliopsida; Brassicales; Brassicaceae
Source: RefSeq, a predicted model, not a curated record